Prunus armeniaca (apricot) is the source of this 393-nucleotide messenger RNA. NCBI's taxonomy places the organism in Eukaryota, Viridiplantae, Streptophyta, Magnoliopsida, Rosales, Rosaceae. The record is from the annotation of a GenBank genome assembly.
AUGAAGUCAUCCAUCAUGUGUAAACCAACUUGGAUUGUAAAUGGUCAAACCAAAAGUCUUGUUGUUCUAAAUGCUUUUGCUGCAUCAAAUACCAAAAUUUGGUACUUUGAUAGUGGUUUCUCUAAGCACAUGUUUGGCGACAAAAGUGUCUUUUCAUCUCUAGUUUCUAUUGACGGAGGCUUUGUGACUUUUGGUGGAGGUCACAAGGCACAAGUAGUGGGGAAAGGUACUGUUUGUAUCCCUAGAUUACCUCAGCUUAAGAAUGUUAGAUAUAUUGAGAGUCUCACAUCUAAUCUCAUUAAUGUGAGUCAGCUGUGUGAUGAUGGAGUUGUGGAAGUUAGAUUUUCUAAGUGUGUUGCAAAAUCAUUGGAAAAGGUGGAAAUGAGAUUGUGA